Messenger RNA from Empidonax traillii (willow flycatcher), 5200 nucleotides. It is a transcript of the gene PSD, whose product is annotated as pleckstrin and Sec7 domain containing. The transcript is spliced from 17 exons. Bases 419 to 3643 code for a protein of 1074 amino acids. Gene Ontology annotation, molecular function: guanyl-nucleotide exchange factor activity; phospholipid binding; protein binding. Gene Ontology annotation, biological process: regulation of ARF protein signal transduction. The record is from RefSeq and is a predicted model, not a curated record. Lineage: Eukaryota; Metazoa; Chordata; Aves; Passeriformes; Tyrannidae.
ACCAGCAGCCCCCGUUCCCCGCGGCCCCUGUUCCCGGCGCACACCGGCUGUCCCCCGUUCCGUGGCCCCGGUCCCAGCGCACCCCUCAGCCCCACCGGGCGGGUGGCCGCGCAUGCGCCCUGCGGCGGCGCUGUCCGUUCAGCACCACGCGGACCCGCCGGACCCGCCGCUGCCGAUUGUUUACAGAUGCAGAAAGAGCAUCAGAGGCCGUUACUGUAUUGUAGAGGUGUGUGCUGAGACACAGCUUUACACCAUCAGGAUGUCCAGUGAAGCCAGAAACCUAGGAUUACAAUGGGCUGCCUGAGGAUGCAUCGCCUCUCAACUCGGACAUCUCAGGGUUGCCGGGAACCUGCCUUGCUGUGCCUGUGCCACCCUGCUGGGCUCCAGACCUGACACCUCUGUGCCCUCUUCCUGCAGGAUGGCCCAAGCGGGGGGACCUGUCCGCUUCCACCCCGAGGAGGGCUGUGCUGCCUCACCCCCGCCAUUUGCCCACAGAGUGAGCCGGAGACCUUGGCUGGCUGGGGGAAGCCUCGAGACUGGACGGCACAGCCCCCCGCCCUGCCUCACCCCCAACCUCAACGCCGGCCGCCUCCACCUGCUGCGCAAGGGCCUGGCGCCUGAUACCCGCCGCUGCCCCCUCGGUCUGUACAGCAGCACCGGCUCUUUGGCCCGCAGGCCGGCUGAGGCGGCACCCUUUGGCAAUGGGAGCUGUGCGGGCACAGGGCGACUGACUGCCCCCUGCACCCCACGGCGGGGCCGGCCUGGCCCAGCCAUCGCCUCCCUGGGCAGACGCAGCCCACCAGAGACGGCAGCUCCGGAGGGACACAGCUCUGUCGUCACCUUCCGCUUCAUUGAGAAGGCCAGUGUGCAGACCCUGGGGAGCCCGACAACAUCCCAUGUCCGCUGGGAGAAUGGUCCCUACAGCCUCAGCCGCAGCCUGGAGCUCACUGGGGACAUGGGAUCCCCCCAACCCCAGACCCUGCCCCAGGAGCGGCUCCUGCACACACUGAAGCUGGAAGCCUCCGCAUCUGACCCGCUCCUGGCCGGGGGCCGGACCCCAGGGGGGAUGCAUCCCUGUGGGAAGGAGUUCUGUGCCAUUGACACCAGCUGCCUCUGCCGAUCCCUCACCAAUGGGCUGCCAGAGGAGUUCUCCACCUUCUCCAGAAAUCCCCUGAAGCCAGAGCCUCGUCCCCAAGGCAACGCUUGGCUGUACCCCCGGCAGAGCUCGGCCCAUGCCCAGCGCAUUGCCAAGGCCAAGUGGGAAUUCUUCUAUGGCUCCUCAGAUGCCCCAAAGACAGGCUCUUCUGCCCCAGACUCCACUCCCUUGGCUGAGUCUCCCCAGAAGCCUGUCUCCCCACUGCCUGCCAAGCCACCAGUGUCAGUACCUGAGCACAGUCUGAGCCAUGUGGAAGUGGAGAUAGAAGUGUCUCCUCUGGGCAGCCAGAAGCCUGGCUCCUGUGAGACUGGGAUUAUAAGGAGGACAGUGAAGUACUCCGAGACAGACUUGGACACUGUUCCACUGAGGUGCUAUCGUGAAACCAACAUCGAUGACAUCCUGGCCGAGAAGGAAGAGGUGGAUUCAGCAAUUGAGAGCCAGAAGGACAGUGAGAGCAACCCAAGCUUUGGGGGCACUCCAGGCAGAAGGAACAGCACACCAGAGGAGCCUCCCACCCCAGGCACUGGCUGCUUGAAGGAUGGGCUGCGGGACAGGGACGUGGACGAGGACAAUGAGGUGUUCGCGGCAAUGAAGAGGGAGAACAGGGAAAGGAUCAUGGAUCGAGACACACAGGGUAUGCUCAAGUCUCCAGUGCCCUUCCUAGGGCACAGCCUCUCCAAGGAUGGCAUGGACUCUUUCAGCAAGCAUUUUGAGACCAUCAUGGAGUCCCAUCGAGCCAAAGGCACAUCUUACACCAGUCUGGACUCCAUUGAUAUCCUUUCCUCCCCAGCCCGCACCCAUGGGACCUUUUUUACUUUUGACCUCCCGACCCUCACCCCAGAAAUACAGGGACAAAUCCGAGACAGCGCCAAGCUGAUUGAGGAGAACUUUGCUCCUCUGGCUCAUUUGGAGCCAGACUCUGGGACCAGUUCAGCCACAGAUGCCCCCUGGACAGAGAGGGAGGAGGAGCGGGGGAGAAGACGGAAGGGUGCUUGGCACAGCCCUUGCCACUCAGUGGACAGCUUUGGUACUCCCUUGGCCUCCAACACGAGUGACCACCCCCAGAGCCAGCUGGUUUCAGAUUCGGAGUCGGAGAUGGACAGCGUGGAGCAUCUGGUCCUGGGCAGCACAGACACCCUUUCCAAUGGGCACAAGGCUGACCUGGAGGCCGCCAAACGCCUGGCCAAGAGGCUCUACAACCUGGAUGGCUUUAAAAAAGCAGAUGUGGCUCGCCACUUGGGGAAGAAGUACGUCAAUGAGUUCAGCAGGAUGGUGGCAGGGGAAUAUCUGAAGUUCUUCGUGUUCACAGGGAUGAGCCUGGACCAGGCUCUCAGGUCCUUUCUAAAAGAGCUGGCCUUGAUGGGAGAGACGCAAGAGCGAGAGCGAGUGCUGGCUCAUUUUUCUCAGCGCUAUUAUGAGUGUAAUCCCAAUGCCAUCCCUUCAGAAGAUGGAGCCCACACCCUCACCUGUGCUCUGAUGCUGCUAAACACAGAUCUGCAUGGACAUGCACUGUACGGCUCCAUCAAGAACGAGAAGCUGCAGUGGGCCAUAGAUGAGGAGGAGCUGAGAAAAUCCCUCUCGGAACUGGCAGACCCCAACCCAAAGUCCAUCAAGCGCAUCAGCAGCUGCAGUAACCCCUUUCUGGACUUCUCUCAGGACUCCAGCAUUACCACCUACAAGCAUGGGCUGCUAGUCCGCAAGAUCCACGCUGAUCCUGACUGCAAGAAAACACCCCGAGGGAAGCGCGGCUGGAAGCCCUUCCAUGCCAUCCUGAAGGGGAUGAUUCUCUACCUGCAGAAGGAGGAAUAUAAGCCAGGGAAGGCGCUGGCAGAAGAGGAGCUGAAGAAUGCUAUUAGCAUCCACCAUUCGCUUGCCACACGGGCGUCUGACUACAGCAAGCGACCAAAUGUCUUCUACCUCAGGACAGCUGACUGGAGGGUCUUCCUCUUCCAAGCACAGAACCCUGAACAGAUGCACUCGUGGAUCACACGCAUCAACGUGGUGGCAGCCAUGUUCUCUGCACCCCCUUUCCCCGCAGCCAUCGGCUCCCAGAAGAAGUUCAGCCGCCCGCUGCUGCCCAGCUCGUGCACCAGGCUCUCCCAGGAGGAGCAGGUGAAGAACCAUGAGACCAAGUUUAAGACGAUGUCAGCAGAGCUGCUGGAGCAUCGCUCCUCGCUGCCUGAGAAGAAGGUGAAGGGCAAGGAGUAUGAGGAGCUAAAGCAGAAGGAAGAGUACCUGGAGUUUGAGAAAUCCCGCUAUGGCACCUACGCCAUGCUGCUGCGGGCCAAGCUGAAGGCUGGCUCCGAGGACCUGGCAGCAUUUGAGUCCACCCUGUUUGACACAGCGGGUGGGGAGGACGAUGGCCUGAAAAAAUCCCGCUCCAGCCCCUCGCUCAACGCAGAGCCCUCCAGCACGGCCACCAAGGUGAAGCGCAACGUCUCGGAGCGCACUGGCCGUCAGUCCCCCGGCCACCCUCAGAAGUCCUAAGUGAGGGGCAUCGGCCGCCUGCGCUGCAGCUCCGUUCCUGCCUCCCCAGCACGGGGGUGGAGGCCGUGUGCCCGCCGAGACCCUGCAUGUGUCCAUCUGUUUGCGGCACGAGCUAGAGGGGGCGACAGCCCUUCUGCAGCCGCCAGCACCAGCCAUGCAGGGCCACGGCCCCUCCACCGGAGACGGUGGCAGAGCAGGACAGUCCCCGGUCCUUGCCUGCAGGAGCUGCCCACACCAUCGGCCUCAUCAGACUUGUUCCUGCCCCUCCUUGUCCUGCAUUUGGCUGCAGGACCUACUCUUCUGCCCCAGGGAAGGGGAACAACUGAAACCCACCUGCUGGGCUCAAUUUUUCAAUGGUUUAAAAAAAAAGACAAAAAUGCAGCAAAACAAAGCCAGCGGCUGCUUCUUCUCCAGCUCCGUCGUGCCAUGAGGGUAGAUGGGAGGGGACCAGUCCUAGCCUGUCCCCUCUUCUGGGGCUGGUGGCCAGGGAAACCAGGGCAAUGGCACCUGGUCCCCUCCCUGCCACCUCAGUCACCUCUGCACCCUCCCCGCUUUCUUACAACUUUUGAACAGUUUUUGUGAUACAGUUUUGCACUUUUUAGUACCAGAUUGAGCUGACCACCAGGGAGGGUUUUUUGGGGCUACUUUUGAUGCUUUUUGGGAACUGUUUAAAAAAAACAAACAACAGAAACUCAGCCAUUUCCUGUAGGCACUGCAUUCUGGGGGAAAGAGGCUUUUACAAGGACCAGGGGAGAUCCAGCUCCUCCCUGCCCUGCAGCAAGCUGAGCAUGGGCUCCUGUGUGUGCUGCUGCUGCCUGCUUCCCCAGCUCCACUUUGGCACCAGCAACCCUUUGGGGAAACAGCCCUGUGGCUGCCAGCAACAAGGAAGCAGCCUUGGGAUGGCAGCAUCCAUUGCUGCACUUGUGGCUGCAUAAGAGGCUGAUGGGCCGGUGCUUCAUGACCCCCAUUCCCCUUUUCCCACCCAGCAGCCUGGACAGGCCCUGUUUGCACCAUGUGGGAGUGAUCACCAUCCUUGGGGCAUGUUGGGCAGCAGUGUAUAAGUAGUCCCAGUGGGGCAGUGACUCCUGGAGCCAGGGCUGACAUGGGGGUCCUCACUGCCCUAUGGGUCUGGCACAGUCUGGAGCCAGCUUUCCUUCCCACACCUCUUCUCCAAUGCAUGGCUGGGGCCUCAGGCUGCCAGGAAAGCCUGGUCUGCAGCAUUUCAAGGUCCUCAGGUUGCAACAGCAGUGGUGCAGCCCCUUCCUCAGCCACGGGCUCCCUCCUUGCCAAGAAGUGCGGCAGGCUGGGGCGGCUCCCACCACUCCAGGGUGGGCCGAAGGAUGCUUGUCUAGAGCAAGGUGCAGGUGAUGGAGCAUGGCUGCAGGAUUGUCCAGAAGGGGUCUGGAGACAGCAGAAGGGCUGUGAGCAGGAGCACACACGCAGUUCUCAGCUGCCUGGGACCUGGCUGGUUUCAGCACUGACUUUGCGAAUGUGUCAAACUUUUUAUUCUGCUCUUUUGAGGCUAUUGCAAAAACAAAAACAAACAAACAAACAAAA